GCGCUCGCUCCCGGGAGUCUCGCGGUGACAGCUUAGAUCAUCCGUAGAAAAGAAAGGAUUUGCAAAUGGAGGUGGCAGAAAUGAGCAUUCUUUGAACGACGAAAGGAACAUCUAGCCAUGUCUGAGUCUCUGUAUGAGAAGUUUUUGGCCCCAGAGGAGCCUUUCCCUCUCCUCUCCCAAAGAGCCAACCUCAGUGAUGUGGGAACCCUGGACGUCAGUGACUUUGGCUGUCAACUCUCAUCUUGUCACAGAACAGAUCCUCUACACCGCUUCCACAGUAACAGGUGGAACCUUACUUCCUGUGGGACCAGUGUUGCCAGCUCAGAGUGCAGCGAGGAGCUCUUCUCCUCUGUGUCUGUGGGGGAUCAGGACGACUGUUACUCCCUCCUGGAUGACCAAGAACUAACAUCUCUGGACCUGUUUCCAGAGGGCAGCGUUUGCAGUGACGUCUCCUCCUCUAUCAGCACCUAUUGGGAUUGGUCUGACAGCGAGUUUGAGUGGCAGUUACCAGGAAGUGACAUUGCCAGUGGCAGUGAUGUCCUUUCGGACAUCAUCCCGAGCGUGCCAAGUUCACCCUGUCUGUUUUCCAAGAGGAAGCCUAAGCCCCACCCUCAUCGCAACCUAGAUGAGUUACCAUGGAGUGCCAUGACCAAUGAUGAACAAGUGGAGUACAUCGAGUACCUGAGUCGGAAAGUCAGCACAGAGAUGGGCCUGAGAGAGCAGCUGGACAUCAUCAAGAUCAUCGACCCCUGCGCACAGAUCUCUCCUACAGACAGCGAGUUCAUCAUAGAGCUCAACUGUCUCACAGACGAGAAACUCAAGCAGGUGCGAAACUACAUCAGAGAGCACAGUCCCAGGCAGCGGGCCAGCAGCACCAGAGAGGGCUGGAAGAGGAGCAGCCACAGCAGCGCCAGCACUGGCGGCGUCAGUGGAGCCAGCAGCAGCAACGCCAGCAUGGUCAGCUCUGCCAGCUCCUCCACUGGCUCUACAGCCUCCAACUCUGUAGCAGGUGGUACAGCAUCAGCCUGUAGUGGAAGCAGUGUUGCCAACAUCAGCAGAGCUCACAGUGAUGGCAACCUAUCCAGUGCUGCAGAACGUAUACGAGACUCUAAAAAACGUUCCAAGCAGCGCAAGCUUCAGCAGAAAGCCCUCCGGAAGCGGCAGCUGAAAGAGCAGCGACAGGCCCGCAAGGAGCGUCUGAGCGGACUGUUUCUGAACGAGGAGGUGCUGUCGCUGCGAGUGACGGAGGAGGACGACCACGGCGACGACCUGGACAUACUGAUGUGACAGCAGUGAAUCAAUCAGUGCUCCCUCUACGCCUGCUCCCCCACCACCCAGCCACCGCCAUAGAGCUCAUAGACCACGCUGCUCCAGAUCACUGCAUGCAUUAGCUUUAUGUAGGCUAACAUAAUGCAUUUUGUAAAAGUAAUGUCUGACAGGCAGUAACAGCUUGUAGUAGCCUCUUCCUUAGCUUGACAUAUUGCUUGCUAAUACUAGUGUAGUACCGCUAGUGCUAAAACUGAUAGCUGCUGCAAUCACUACUAAGCUAGCUAUAGCAAUAAUGCUAAUAUACUGCUAAUGCUUUGAUUAAAUACUAACAUCAGUCCAGCCUGCUUAUAGCCAGCGCUAAUCCUGCAGAAGCUUGCAGAUACACACUAAAUAUACACUACAAAAGACAGUUAUUUCAGCUUAAUACAGUUAACAAGAGGACUGCUUAUAGAUGCUUUAACAGCGUAUAUCCACUGCUACUAAUACAGCCACCACUGGCAGAAGGACAGAUCAGACAUGAGAAGCAGAGUUUGGCCACAGUAUGCACAUGCUGCUCUGCGAAGAACCAGGUGUUCAUUUCUUCAGAGCACACAGGGGGAACAGUUUUCAAGGUUGCAGUAUUUUAGCUAAUUUGGUCAUAGUUUCCACCCAUCUGCUGACAUACAGACAUACUGUACAGAGCUAUAUCUGUGCUGGCCAAACUCUGUUCAUCUGCAGCUCUGCUCCAAACUGCUGCAGGUAAUGUUACAGCAUGACUAUAUUCCCACAGGCCUACAGGCAAAGGGGCCUGAGUGCAAAGUAUCAGUAGCAGUUUUUACGUGAGUGUCCUCAUCAGGACACGUCUAGGGAAAUAAGGUGAUGUCAUAGAAUUACGUGAAAUGGCCGUGACCUCUUAACACAGAAUUUCAGGGUGGUGGCACGUAAUGUUUUAAAAUAAGUGGUUUAGGCACCAAGACUACUUGGUAAGGUUUAGAGAAAGACUGUUUGUUAUGAAUGGGACGUAAGUAUGUAAUGUGACGGGACAUAACUACACAAAGGAUGCAAGUACGUAAAGUUAAAAUAAGUCCACAUUGACUUUUAGCUUCACUCGGGACACAAACGGGUCUCCUGGGUGAAAGUCUUGUGUCUGUUUGACCCAUCCACCACCGCGAUCUCCUCCCUACACAAACUUUCUCGCUCUAUAUACUACCUAUGGGGUCCUAACAUUCAUCUCUGCCGUGUCGUGUCCACCACAACAAAGGAUCCUAAUUGGCUGCCUUGUUUCCGUGGUGCCAACAUGUGAUUUCAAAAUGUUUGCCACCACCAUGCAAUGCGGUGGUAACAGGUCGUGGUCAUUUCACAUAUUUCUUUGAGCACAUAGGGGGAAAACAACUCAAAAUCUGGGGAUUGAAACAUUGCAUUGAUCAGAAGUUUCUCUACACAGUCGAAGUGUAAGGUGAAAAUCACUGAAAAUCAUCCUCCAAAGCUACUUAAUACAUCAGAGGUGAAUGUGGAAUGUAAAGUGAAAGGAAGUGAGCUGGUCUGUCUUUCUCCCCGCUGAGUGUCGUGGUCCCAUUUCACUCUGAAGGCUUAGAGGGAGCACUGAAUCUGCAUGUUUAAAUCGUCACCCACACCGAGUCCCUGUGUGGUCGCAUAACUAACAACUUCAUUAUUUGCAUAAUCCUGUUUAAAAAAAUAGCUUAUGUUUUGUAAAUAAAUGAUAACAGCAUAUUUACUGCUUGCUUUCAGCUUUUCCUUGGUGAUAUUGGUUUGAUUUAACUUUUUUUUUUUUCCCUCUGUGUAUAUAUAAUGACAAGGUAGUGAACUAAUUGGUUAUCGUAGCUUAAAUGCUGUCAAUUGCCACUGGUUCUUUGCAAUAUUUUGAGUUUUAUUUUUAAGCAUUUAGCUGUUUUGUCACGAGUACUUGAGUUUGGUCUGGUCGUCGUCUCAGACAUCUUUUGUAAGUCCUCUUUGUUUCUCUGCCAGCACUCCUACUGUAUUUCACCGAGACAGACCUAAAUAAUCAGAUUCUCAAUCAUUUACCUCUGUGUACAUUUUUGAAUGAUCUGACCACCACAAUAACUUUAAAGCAUUUGAGACCAGUCUUAUGCUCUUAUUCAAAGUUUUUAUAGAUCAUAUUGUGUCUGUCCACGUACUGUAUGGCUGGUUGGGUAUUGACGCAGAACUUGAGCUGGUUUCUUAAGCACGUGCAUCUAACAUUGAGCCAUUAACUUUCAGAAGUGUGUUCAUUUUGCUCCGUUAAAAUAUUGACGUGUUGACAAAGCACUAACACCUCGGCUUUUUGUGGAGUUGUAGCUACCAUGCCGUAUUUUUCAUACUUGCUAGGAGUAGCAACCACACAUAUUAUUUCUUUUGUGUUUUUCUGCCCCCGUCUGCGUGUAAGAAACACCUCCUGCAGCUUCUCAGCUGUAACGUGAUGAACCACUGCAGUUAUUGGCCUCAAAGCCUGGUGUCAUUUCUAAUACUUUAUGUGUACUGAGCUUUGGCUCUUGUCUCUGUCUCAUGUAUAAAGUUAUUACUUACAGCAAUUAUGUUAAAUGCCGCUUUAUGUAUUCUGUAGUUAUGAAUUAAUAAAACUCUAUUUUGAAAAUAAGAUAA
Epinephelus moara (kelp grouper) is the source of this 3867-nucleotide messenger RNA. It is a transcript of the gene fam199x, whose product is annotated as family with sequence similarity 199, X-linked. Lineage: Eukaryota; Metazoa; Chordata; Actinopteri; Perciformes; Serranidae. The record is from RefSeq and is a predicted model, not a curated record. Bases 118 to 1287 code for a protein of 389 amino acids. The transcript has 8 exons.